UCGUCCUCCUCUCCGUGCCGUCCCGGUGCGGAGCGGCGCCAGAGCCGGACCCAGCUCGCCCUGACGCCGCAGGUAGGUCGACCUUCCCCCGUCUCCGGUGGCCGUUAACGGGAGGACUUGGCUGCUUGUGACCGCUCGGUCCCGCGAGGUUCGGCCCGAUGGCUGCGCGAACGAGACGCCUGGAGACCGCUUGAGGAAACCCUGGUCCUGGCCUAUACCCGUCCCACCACGUAGCCCCGCCCACUGCCUGAACAUGUUUGCACCUACUCCCUACACUCAGAGGGCAUUCCGAUCCUUGGCCAACGAUGACCGCCAUGUCAUGGCCAAGCACGCCAGCAUCUAUCCGGCCCCCAAGGAGCUGGAGGCGGUCCAGACGCUGGUGUCCACGGUGGAGGGGGCCCUCAAGAAGGUCUCUGAUUGGCUCGAUGGCCCCGGCAGUUCCUCAGACGUGGGCGAUGCCAAGGUGGACGAGGACGCCACCGACGGCACCAAGCUGGACGCCAUGUCCACACUGUGUGGAGUGAACAGGGUGGGUCUGCUGUCCAAAGGCCUGCUGAUCAAAGACGACAUGGACCUGGAACUGGUUCUGCUGUGCAGACAGAAACCCACCCAGCUGCUGCUCUGCACCAUCAGCGCCAAUCUGCCCCUUCAGAUCCAGACGUUGACGGAGGACAAGUACGAGGUGCGCUCCUGCGUUCCCGAGGCCGCCAUCUUGGUGUGCAGCACUCAGGACCCCCGCCUCAGCUUGAAGAUCACUCUGUCCUGCUCGGACACGAGGGCGGAGCCGACAGGGGCCAACAGCGAGACGCCGCGGAGCGAAGACGGCGAAAACGGCCACGACGGCGUCCUGGACGGCGAGAAGUGCCGGGCGGCGCUAGCCUCGCUCCGACACGCCAAGUGGUUCCAGGCCCGAGUGUGUCCUCUCAAGUGGUGUGUGCUGGUGCUCAGGCUGCUCAGGGACAUGUGCAACCGAUUGGCGGCGUGGAGGCCGCUCAAAGGAUGGCCUCUGGAGCUCAUCUGUGAGAUGGCCGUGGCCACCUGCAGUGACCCCGCGGGGCCAGCAGAGGCGCUGCGACGCGUCAUGGAGUGCAUCGCCUCUGGGAUUCUCCUCCCAGGAGGUCCAGGAGUCCAGGACCCCUGUGAGAAGGAGCCCACUGACACUGUAGGUCACCUCAGCAGCCAGCAGGCCGACGCCGUCACGCACAGUGCACAGCACGCUUUAAGACUCCUGGCCUUCGGACAGCUUCACAAGGUCUUGAACAUGGAACCCCUCCCCAGGGGCCGGCCUUCGUCAGGACUCCUGGAAGGCAGCCGUCAGAAGCGAGUCCACGGCGCCGAAGACGACAACCCCGAAGACGGAGACCUGAUGAAGAGGAUGAGAGUGCUGGACUGGAGGAUGGCGGACCCCAACCACCCCAUGAACGCCCUCAUGCGCCUGAACCAGGUCCAGCCGGGCCUCCAGUACCGCCUGCUGUCCCAGUCCGGCCCGGUCCACGCGCCCGUCUUCACCAUGGCCGUGCAGGUCCAGGGACACGUCUACCGGGCCAGCGGGACCUCCAAGAGGAGCGCCAAGCUGCAGGUGGCCCUCAAGGCGCUGCAGGCUCUGGGCUACGUGCCAAGCGGCGAGGCCGACUCGCUCAGUGCCGACGAGAAGUCUGACGGCGAAGGAAAGAACGACAGGAUGUCCAUCACGUCCUCCACCGACUCACAGGAAUCCAGAGCUCCAGGUCCCAUGCUGACGGCGAGAGGGAAAAACCCUGUGAUGGAGCUGAACGAAAAACGCCGCGGCCUCAAGUACAAGCUGGUCUCCGAGAGCGGCGGCAGCUACGACAAGCGCUUCAUCAUCGAGGUGGAGGUGGAUCAGCAGGUGUUCCGCGGCACGGGUCCCAACAAGAAGGCGGCCAAAGCCGGCGCCGCCAUGGCCGCCAUCAGCAGCCUGUUUGCCGGGUCCAAGUGUGCGGGCGCCAAGAAGAAGAGAGUGAUCCCGCCGCCAAAGCGACCUAUGACCUCGGUGCUGACGCUCCCGCCGCUCACCGCUGGGCCUUUGCAGGUGUCCCUCAUUCCCACAGCGCCCUUUGCCAGCACGCCGCCCCCCCACGCAUACGUCCCCUCAGGCUUCGGUGCUCCAUUUGGCUUCAGCCCCGCCGGACCCCUCCCAGGAUACGGCCGUCUGUACCUGGACGGCGCCUUCUACCAGCCGCAGACUUUGGCCCCGCCCAUCAUCAUCCACCUGGGCCCUCAGGACCUUUUCUGACAGACUCUGUCGCCACGGAGACGAAGGGGUUGAAAUACCAAAAGCAAUAAGGAGGACGACGCCCCCUUUCUGUCACAUGACCGUGUGGUAACUUUUUCCAAUUAAAGCAAUACUUCCAACAUGUGAGUAAAUAUUGUUACUGUUAGCGUGUUUAGAAAACUGUCAUGUGGACUCGUCUAGUGCAGGGGGGCCCAAACUUCUUCCACUAAGGGCCACAAACUCACCAAUCGAAAGAUGCGAGGCCAUUUUGCUAGUUUUCACCUCCAAACUCAGUACAAAAUAUAGAUGUGUGUCUUACAAAGGGUUAGAAAAAUGCAAUUUUUGGUCAAAAGUUUGUGAAUGCUGAAGAGCUAAAGCGGAACCGAAAUGCUAAGAGUUAGCAAGCUGGCCAGAUAGCGUCAAGUAGCAAAAAAUAUGAGCUAAAUUAUCUAAAAAAAUACUAGCAUGCUAACAGUACUAUGCUAAUAAUAGCAUGAAUACAGUUAGCAUUAGUGAAACACCAAAAUAUAGGAUAUUGUGGUGUAUACCUGUUAAAUUAGCUUAAAAAGCUAGUAUGUUAACAGUUAGCAUGAGCGAAACCCCAAAAUCUAGGACAUUGAGGUGUGUACCUGUUAAAUUGACUUGAAAAGUUAGCAUGCUAAUAUUGGCAUGCUUACAGUUAUAAUUGGCGAAACACCAAAAUAUAUGACAUUGAGGUGUGUAUCUGUUAAAAUAGCUUAAAAAAGGUAACAUGCUAAUGUUAACAUGCUUACAGUUAGCUUUAGUGAAACACCAACAUUUAGGACAUUGAGGUGCGUACCUGUUUAAUUAGCUUGAAAAGAAGCUAGCAUGCUUACAGUUAUAAUUAGCGAAACACCAAAAUAUAUGGCAUUGUGUAUAUCUGUUGAGUUAGCUUAAAAAUGUAGCAUGCUAAUACUAACAUGCUUACAGAUGGCAUUAUUGAAAUACCAAAAUAUAUGACAAUGAGGUGUGUACCUGUUUAAUUAGUCUAAAAAGGUAGCAUGCUAAUGUUAACAUGCUAACAGUUGGCAUUAGUGAAGCAAAAAUCUAGGACAUUGAGGUGUGUACCUGAAAAAUGUGUUUAUAAUGUUAUCAUGUAUCAAGUACCAAAAUAUGACUGAGGUGUAUACCUUACAAAUUAGCUUAACAAAAGCUAGGUUAUUAACGUUAGCAUGCUAACAGGUGUCAUUAGUCAAGUAACGAAAUAUUUGACACUGAGCUAUAUACCUGUUGAAUUAGCUAAACAAGCUAGCAUGCUAAAAUGCUAACAGCAGCAUGUGUCAAGUACCAACAUAUGACUAAUGUGUAUACCUACAAAUUAGGGUUAAAGAAAAAAAAAGCAAGCAUAGUAACGUUAGCAUGCUAACAGGUAUUAUUCGUCAAGUAACAAAAUAUUUGACGCUGUUAAAUUAGCCAAGAAAGCUAGCAUGCUAACUGUAACAUGCGUCAAGUACCAACAUAUAUUACCGUGCACCUGAAUAGAUAGUUUAAAAUGUUAGCAUGUAUAAAGUACCAAAAUAAACCUACAAAUUAGUUUGUUUUUUUAAAAAGCUAGCAUGCUAACCGGCAUCAUUCGUCAAGUAACAAAAUAUUUCACUCUGGAAAAAAAAUGCUAGCAUGCUAAAUUUAGCAUGCAUCAAGUACCAAAAUAUGACUGAGACUAAAUCUGCAAAAUUAAAAAAGAUGUUGAAUUCGCUAGAAAAGCUUGCAUGCUAAAAUGCUAACUGUAAAAUGCGUCAAGUACCAAAAUAUAUUACUCAAAGAUGUGCAAUUGAAAAAUGUGUUGAAAAUGCUAGCAUACUAACAUUAGCAUGCAUCAAAAAUCUAAAUAUGACUGAGGUGUAUGCCUAUAAAAUUACCUGGAAAAAAGGCCAGCCUGCUAAUAGCUAUCAUUCGUCAAGAAACAAAAUAUUUGACGCUGAGUUGUGUACUGGAAACCUUUGUUUAAUAUGCUAAGAUGCUAAUAUUAGCGUGCUAACGAUUGUGAAAGUUAGCAAAUGGCCCCCCGGCCGCACUUUUGGACACCCCUGAUCUAGUGCAGUGAAAUAUUGACCUUUUAUCGUGGAUACAUUGUACAUUUUAUAAGUGUUGCUGUUUUUUAUAACCCUUGGGCGAGUAGAACAUCCGCCACGUCAUAGCGAAUCUACAUGCGGCCCACCUGUGCCCCCUAGUGGCCGCGGUUCAUGCCUUCAUGUUUGUGGAAUAAAAAUUGACUAAAUAUCAUUUUUAUUCUGGGCUUUUUGUUUUUGUGUAACGUCUGCAAAUAUCACGUUUAUAAUGAAAGAAAAUUCAAGUUCAGCAAGAGACAUAAUAAUAACAAUAAGGUCACACCAAACGGGGCUUAUAAGUAAAUCCAGUUACAGAAUUGGCUUUCACUUUUAAUAAGUCUACUUAUAUUUAUAUAUUUACUUAUACUUAAUAUCAUUCUCUUAGGUAUGUCCCUGAAACUAUUUUUUUUUAAUGUUAGCACGCGUCAAGUACCAAAAUAUACCUGUUAAAUUAGCUAAACAAGCUAGCAUGCUAAAAUGCUAACAGCAGCAUGUGUCAAGUACCAAAAUAUGUUACUCUGAGGUGUGUACCUGAAACAAACUGUUUAAAAUGUUAGCAUGCGUCAAGUACCA
Molecule: messenger RNA, 4875 nt
Organism: Nerophis lumbriciformis (worm pipefish)
Lineage: Eukaryota; Metazoa; Chordata; Actinopteri; Syngnathiformes; Syngnathidae
Product: spermatid perinuclear RNA-binding protein-like
Cellular component (GO): precatalytic spliceosome
Molecular function (GO): double-stranded RNA binding; single-stranded RNA binding
Source: RefSeq, a predicted model, not a curated record